CCGAUCAGCCUGCUUUUACUAUUCACCAAGAAACCAACCAGCAAACACACACUCUACCUCCCCUUCACUCACACAAACAUCAGCCCAAGACAUCAUGGCACUCGGAUCACCUGAGCAACAACAUCCACCCUCCAACUCGCAUCCCAGCACCAUGCGAAGAGCUGAUUCGACUCGCUCAAAUGCUUCAUCCAGGUCAGUCAGGGCCGCUGGUGAUAGCAAACAGCAGGAGGAUCUCAUCAACGCACUCGAGGCAGAGGAAGAACGAUUGGUGAACACCUUGACCCGGAAGCUGGAGAAGCUUCGAGCCGAGAAAGCAGAGUUGGAAAACGUACUCGAAGCCGAAUCGGAAUCCCUAGUCUUGAGACUCCAGCGCCAACUAUCCCUAUUGAUGCAACAACAGCAACAAUCCUCUCAACCAGGUUCCACCUCCGCCGCCACGAACUCAUCUACCGCCCCCAACUCACCCUCGGCUACCAUCGCCCCUAACUUGAAUGCGCUCAUCAAUAACCCUCACCCACUUAAUCCCUCUCCAGCCACAUUGAUCGAAGUCCUCAAGACCGAAAACUCUAAUCUCCGUAACCGAUUGGUCGAUACCGAGCGGGAAUUCAUCAAGACUUCUCGCCAAAAUGAGAUGUACCGCAGUGAACUAAUUGCGCUCAGGCAACGCGCAGGAAUGUCAAUUGAUGACUUAAUUGGUACGGCACCAGCGGGAGAAGAAAGUUAUCCAUCGGCCCGGGCAGCCCGACGAAGAUCGCGAGGAACGAGCACGAGUGCCAAUGGGAUCCCUAUCCCGGGCCUAAUUGGAACCGACAACCCACGGCGCUCGCACCAUGCCCCAUCCUUCUCCUCAAGCAGCGCCCAACUCUCCUUUACCUCCUCAACUCCGAUGACCCCGAACUCGAUCACCGGCGAGUCUGCCAACAUGAUCUCGGCCUCCCUGGCCACCAGUCUCACCACCCCAUCCACCUCUUACCCUGGCCUGCCCGUCCCGCACUCCACCCCGGCUGCCUCCCCCGCAAACGACCGUCAAACUGAGCCUCCUGCAUCUCGUUCUGGAAGCUACAACGAGCCCGUAACCGAACCAUCCAUCCCAGCCGGCUCUCCAUCCACUCACACCUCCUCCUCUAACAUCAGAUCCAACUCGGACUCAGAUGUGAACAAACCUCAACCCAUCAACACCCGCACUUCUUCAUCCUCAUCAUCCUCAUCCUCUGCUCAAUCCGUCCCCGAACAUUGUAACGGUACUCCUAAUCACUCCUCCCAUCCGCCUCAGUCCGCAAGAAUCGCCGAGACCGGCGUGCUCGUCAGACCCGGUAAUCGAAACACUCCGCCCACUAGUCUUAGUCCUCUUAGAGCCUCUGGCGGCGCCCCUGGUGGCCCUGAAAACCGUCAACAAUUUAAUCUCCACCAUCAAACCUAAUCUUCCUUUUUAACUACUCCUACCCCCCUCAUGUUGAACACUACUUGUUCUUUUUUUCUUCCUCUCCUGUUCUUUUCAUGUAAAAUCGAAGUUUUUCUUUGUUUCCUUUUUCUUUUCUACCUCAAACAAAAUUACUCGAAAUUAUACUGACAUGUAUAUACAUGUGAAUCGAGCUAACAAGAAUUACAUACAUACCUAUCUGUCCUUAUCUCUUUCCUUUUUUCUCCCUCCCUUCAACUUUUUUUUCACCAAUUAUACAGAGAUUUUAUCAAUCCCUUACAAGAUUAUCUUCUUUUUUUUUUCUUCAUGUAUGUCUUUUUUUUUUCUUCUUCCCCUCCAAUGGUUUACAGUUGUUAUACAUGUGUAUGUAAGUUCCCUUUCUUUGCCCCCUCUUUUGGGUCUGCAUCCUCUUUUUUCUUUUUUCUUUUCUUUUCUUUCUACACUUACAUAUAUACUCUAUAACUACAUAGUGAUGCUUUGAAUUUGACACGAAAAAAAAGUAAAGAACAAACCCCUUGAAACGAAAACUAAAAAAACCUUGAAG
Messenger RNA from Puccinia graminis f. sp. tritici CRL 75-36-700-3, 1964 nucleotides. RefSeq lists its product as uncharacterized. The transcript is spliced from 4 exons. The coding region runs from base 95 to 1420 and encodes 441 amino acids. Lineage: Eukaryota; Fungi; Basidiomycota; Pucciniomycetes; Pucciniales; Pucciniaceae. The record is from RefSeq and is a predicted model, not a curated record.